Chanos chanos (milkfish) is the source of this 4533-nucleotide messenger RNA. RefSeq names its product calsyntenin-2-like. Gene Ontology annotation, molecular function: calcium ion binding; zinc ion binding; protein binding. The transcript is spliced from 20 exons. The record is from RefSeq and is a predicted model, not a curated record. The annotation marks the transcript as partial. Gene Ontology annotation, biological process: positive regulation of synaptic transmission; positive regulation of synapse assembly; homophilic cell-cell adhesion. Lineage: Eukaryota; Metazoa; Chordata; Actinopteri; Gonorynchiformes; Chanidae. Gene Ontology annotation, cellular component: postsynaptic membrane; cell surface.
CUCUCUCUCUCUCUCUUUCGCUCUCUCUCAGUGAACAAACAUAAACCGUGGAUUGAGACGUCCUAUCACGGUGUAAUUAUGGAGAAUACUGACGUGGUUCUGCUGGACCCUCCCCUCGUUGCUCUGGACAAGGAUGCGCCCGUUCCCUAUGCAGGUGAGAUCUGUGCAUUUCGUGUCCAUGCUCUGGACGAUGCAUUUGAAGCUGUGGUGUUGAACAGUACAUCGGGGGAGGGGCAACUGCGAGCCCGUCGACCAAUAGACUGCGAGCAUAAGAAAGAGUACACCUUCAUCAUACAGGCUCACGACUGUGGGGCGGGGCCGCGAGGAACAAACGGCAAAAGAUCACACAAGGCAGUGGUCCACGUGCAGGUGGGGGAUGUGAAUGAGUUUUCUCCAGUCUUUUCUGCAGAGGAGUAUGAGGCCACAGUAACAGAGGGGAGAGUGUAUGACAGCAUACUGCAGGUUCAGGCGUCUGAUCAGGACUGCUCCCUUCAGUACAGCCAGAUCUGUAGCUACCACAUCACUACACCUAAUACACCAUUCGCCGUAGACCGCAACGGUAACAUCAGGAAUACAGAGCGCUUGUCUUAUGAGGUCCAGUCUGAGUAUAAGAUCAGUGUUACAGCAUUAGACUGUGGACAGAAGAGGGCAACAAGGAGUGCUACCGUACACAUCCACGUCAAACCUGUCUGUAAACCCGGCUGGCGAGGUUGGAAUAAACGAGUGGACUAUGAGCCAGGUUCUGGGAGUAAGCCACUGUUUCCCAAGAUGCAUCUGGAGACCUGCGACGGUGCCGUGUCGUCAGUGAGGGCGACAGUGCAGUUGCAGACCAGUCACAUUGGCAAAGGCUGCGACAGGGAGACCUACUCUGAAAAAUCUCUACAGAAACUAUGUGGGGCUUCAUCAGGCAGCACAGACCUUCUCCCCGCCCCCAGCAGCUCAACCAAUUGGACAGCAUCUCUGUUGACUGACAGCGAGCAUGAUAGUGAUCUGAUCUUCCAGUUUGACGGACGGCAAGCGGCUAAGAUCCCUGACUGGGUGGUUCCACAGAAUUUAACGGAUCAGUUCACCAUAGCAACGUGGAUGAAACAUGGGCCCAGCCCUGGACUCAGAGCAGACAAGGAAACUCUACUCUGCAACUCUGACAAAACCGAGAUGAACAGACACCACUACUCUCUGUAUGUGCAUAACUGUCGGCUGGUGUUUCUCUUACGAAGAGAUUUCACUCAGGCUGACACGUUCCGACCCGCAGAGUUUCACUGGAAACUUGAACAGAUCUGUGACAAAGAAUGGCACUACUAUGUCAUUAACGUGGAGUUUCCUGUUGUGGCACUGUACGUGGACGGAGUGACCUAUGACCCCUACCUGGUGACUGAUGAUUGGCCGAUCCAUGCCUCUCAGGUGGACGUGCAGCUGACUGUGGGAGCCUGUUGGCAAGGAGGGGAGGUGUCAACAGCGCGGUUCUCUCAGUAUUUUCGGGGCAGUCUGUCGGGUCUGAUGGUCAGGCCUGGGAAGAUUGAGAGUCAGAAGGUGAUUUCCUGCCUGCAGGCCUGUAAAGAAGCCCUGGACCUCAACUCAGUGGAGAGUCUAGACAAAGGGAUAAAGUUUCAUUUUAACCCUGCUCAGUCGGUCCUGGUGAUGGAGGGAGAGGAUUUGGAGAGACUAGACUCUGCCCUAAGGAAAGUCUCCUACAUCAACUCCAGACAGUUCCCUACCGCUGGCAUCCGACACCUACGCAUCUCCACAGCAGUACAGUGUUUUGACGAGGACGUGUGCAUCUCCGUUCCCGACAUCGACGCAGUCGUCGCGGUCCUGCAGCCCAGCGAACCACGCAUCACAAUCACAGGGGCGGAGCAUCUCACAGCCCCCGCCUCCGACCUGAGAAACGGCUUGUCGCUGUUCCAGGACGUGCAUAUCGUCAGCACGGUGACCAAGGCCAACGGACCCGUCAGCAAUGUGGCUCAUAAACCAGGUAUGAUGGAGGAAAUGAUCCACAACCUUGACUACUGUGACAUCCUGGUUUUGGGGGAGGAGUUAAAGGCGGAGCAAGAGGGUUUAUAUUUGCAUAGCAGCUCCCUGUCAGGCAAACACCUUGACUACACCAACUCUACCAGCGGCAUGUCCAUAUAUGGUGUGGAUUCCAUAUUUAAUUAUGCAGAAGUCAUCAGGCAGGUUCGUUAUCAGAAUCUGCAGCCAAAUCUUUCAUCACGCAGUUUCAGCCUCACCUGCUCAGAACUCAACGGACGUUACAUCAGCAACCAGUUCAAACUGGAGGUCGCUGUUCUCCACAGCUCAGAGGCUUUUGAACAUGUCAAUCAUAUGGCAGCCCCGCCCAGACAUAUGCAGGUCGUUCGUCAUCCAAUUAUGAUCCCAGCCUCCCACAGCUCUGCUGUGCCCAGUGCUGCCACAGUGGUGAUUGUGGUCUGUGUUGCUGCACUGUUAGUGGUAGUUCUGAUGGGCGUUUACCGCCUACACCUCACACAUGUGCAGGAUGAGAGAGACACACACACGAUCUCAGAGAGACACACUGCCCGAGGUCAUACAGCUCUCACCAUCACUGUCAACCCGAUGGAGGGUCUAGAGGACCAGCAGGCAGCAGAGGAAGACUUGACUGAAGAUGAGGAUGAAGAAGAUGAAAGCACAUCUUGCAGUGAAUCAGACAGUGAUGAGGAAGGAACUACAGCUCCCAGCAUGCCUGAAGAAACAGAAAGGAGUGGCCAGCUUCAGUGGACAAACUCUACAUUGCUGCUUAGUCGCUCAAGUUCCCCGGAGAAAGAGACCAAAGCCGGACAAAGCGCUCUCAUUCAGUCCCUGUCUGAACACCUUUGCUGUCCAGGAUGUGAGACCUUACCUGUAUGGCCCGUUUCCCUCCCUUGCGGGCACUGCCUAUGCCAGCCCUGCUUGGCAGCUCAGCGUAAGAAGAACCCCAAAACCUCCAACACCCCUGCCAGUGCCCCAGAGCCCAGCUCUCAGUGCAGCCGCUGCCUGGCAUCUUAUCCUCUGUACCCCUGCCAAGCCUGGGCAUUCCCCCCAAACGCUCUGUUUGCCCAGCUCACCCUGCGGAUGCUGGACACCCACCCGGAGCUCUGUAGGUUUCAAGGGGGCGGUUGGAGUCGGAAAGGAGGGGUUAACCAAGCCAGACCAUCCACUGUACCUGUGCCACAGAGACCCCAGUGUGACCUGUGCCCAAAACAUCGCCCGGCUCUUCGCCACUGCCGCACCUGCGGUCUCAACUACUGCUCCAAGUGCUUGCGCAAGCUCCACGGCAACCGCGCGUUCCAGGUCCAUUCAUUGGUGGAGCCAGUGGGAGGGGGCGGGCGCGAGCUGUGUCCCGUCCACUCAGAGCGAGGCAUGACACACUGCUGUUUGACCGACAGCACGUUGGGAUGCCAAGGCUGCAUGGUGGAUGGUCACAGCGGGCACGAGGUCGUCCUGGUGAACGAGGCACGCGCCAGGAUGGAAAGUGAACUGCAGAUGGCGUUAGAACAUGCCGGAAAGGUGGGUGAGCAGUGUGAUGCAGACCUCGCUGAUAUGGAGGCCUUGGUGUCUUUGGCAGACUCUGAAGGAUCUGAGCUGCGCGGGCGUGUCCGUCAGGGUUUCCUCUCCCUCCGUAACGCGCUCCUUGACCAAGAAGCCAUCCUGCUGUCCCAGAUCGACUCCGUUAGCUCCACAACCCAGAGUGGAGCCCAGGGCUUUCUGACCAAAGCUUGCCCGCUGAGACACUCCUUGGCUGGCCUAGUCGUACUGGGUCACCAGGCUCUCCUGGAGACCCAGGCCUCCGUGUUUUUACGUGGGGUGGAUGCUUUGACCCGACGUGUCUGCCGUUUGACCUCCGACCUCCCGCGACCCGAGCCGACGCUGAGGCAUGGCGACCCUUUCCGUGACAUCAAGCUGGACUUUGACGGGCUCCUUGGUGACCUGCAGAACCUAAUGGGAGCGCAUCUACAAUGGACCGGUGCAGGGCAGGAGCCUGUCGUCAUGGCACCAGACAGAGCAAUUGAGGAUAUAGAGCUACUGUUGGAUGUGACUGAAAGCAACGACGAGACCCCGGGGCCGAACGCGGACUUGAUACCCAGCCAAGACUCACCUACCGUGCAAUCACCUCGCAGGGAGCCACCCCGGUCUGGAGACAUUGUGAAGGAGCAGUGGAGUAUGCCCGCAGGUGAUAGCAAACCAAAGACCAAACCAAUCCACCUGCAGCCCAGACCACCAAUCAUCUACCAGCACAAUGCCUCAGCAGAGACUGUGGAGAUCUUCUGGAUGGUUCCGAUGGGGGAGGAGGUCGAAACGUUCGACAUUCAUAUCCAGGAUGCUCUGACCGCGGCGGCGGGCGUGUCCGAAGGACGGGGCGUGGUGAUGGGCGGGCUUAGCGGCUUCACCUUGCGGACCGAGGGACUCCACCCAGACACUCAGUACCUGUUCCGAGCCCGAUCCGUCAACAAACACGGACCUGGAGCCUGGAGCUCCGCCUACAGGGUUCACACAGAGCAACAGAUUGAGGUGUCAGACCAAGACAACGCUCAGGAGAUGUAA